Molecule: messenger RNA, 528 nt
Organism: Ochlerotatus camptorhynchus
Lineage: Eukaryota; Metazoa; Arthropoda; Insecta; Diptera; Culicidae
Exons: 2
Coding region: 1-528 (175 amino acids)
Source: RefSeq, a predicted model, not a curated record
AUGGAGAGUUAUAGCGUCCAACAGCACGUGCAAAUGAUAAAAUUGUUUUAUCAAAGUAAGUGUUCUUUGCGAUCAACGUUCCGAGCGCUUCGCCCAUUUUACGGUCGCAAUAAUCGUCCUACCGAGAGGACUAUUCGCAAUGUGGUGAACAAAUUCGAGGAAACUGGUUCGGUGAACGCUCAACCACCAUCAGUACGUGAACAGAACGCAAGCACUGUACGCAAAAGUGAGCAGGAGAACCCGCGGCAGUCGACUCCGCGCCGCGCACAAGAACUGGGCCUCUCGCAGGCUUCAACUUGGCGAAUUCUGCGUCGAGAAUUGGGUCUGCACCCAUACAAGAUCCAAUUGACCCAGGAGCUCAAGCUUAACGGUCAUAGACAGCGCCGUUUGUUCGCUGAUUGGCUUUUGGAGCAGUUGGAAACAGACGCUGAUUUUGCCCGAAAAAUCUUCUUAAGCGACGAGGCCCAUUUCUGGAUGAACGGGUAUGCGAACAAGCAGAAUUGUCGAAUUUGGGACAAGACCAAUUAA